AUGGCUGAAGUCGAAGUCUACCUUAUGAACAGCCUGCGUAGCUUGGCAGCCAUGGUAGAGAAUCAACGACGCGGUCAGGCUCACAAGCUGAAAGACGAUAUCGAGUUUACGGACGCGGCGGCGGAGUGCGGUCACCUGUGGAACAUGGCGCUCCGUGGAGGCGUGCAAGCCCCUUUCGACCUAAGCUGUGACGAAUUGAGCUGUGACGAAACGUGGGCUGGUGAUCAAACCAAAACCAAACCAAAACCAAACCGUCUUUACGAGAACCUGUGCGAGAAGAAAUGGGCCCCCUUCGAGCUCUGCCAAGAAGCGGAGGAAACAGUCUGGAAAUGGGCCGACAACCCGGACUCCUUCUUCGAUUACACGACCGAAUCUACGGCCGGAUCUACGCCGUCGAUGUUGGACUCGGUCUGCCGCCUGUUGAACCAUAUCGAGGUACAGGAUCAAAUCAAUACCAUUCGCCGGCGAUUACUCCUGUGCUUCCUCGCCGAGUUUGUUAACGAACGGAUCCAGUGCGCCGGCACUAUGGGCAACAUGAUCGCACUCUUGGUCGAGGCGAAUCUGGUCUCUCCCGGAUCGAUGCAGGACAAACAAGUAAGGGACUGGAGAACGGCUGGGGGCAAAUACCUGGCCCUGGGCAAGGAACUUGGAGGCUUGGGAUCUAUUCUCUGCAUUCCUCCCUGCGCUCCAUCGGAUUAUGAGACACACUAUCAUCCGCGUAGUAAGGGGCACGAGCGUGAGGAGAUCAUUCAACUGCUGCAAGAACAGGUGCUGCCAGCCGCCAGACGGAAGCGCCAGGAUGGCCGGAACGCUUAUGAGGUUGUCGAUGUCCUUCGCAAGCACUGGCGCAAAAAAUGCCCGAAGAUCAUGUUCGGCCGCAAUCUAAACGGGCGCCAGGAAACUUCAACGACUAAACACUGUCGCAUCCGGCAGUCGCGAACUUCUCCGCAGACAUCACGCCCGGGGACGCCACCCCCGGAAACGCGACCUCCGAUGGAUGAGAUGGUCUUGCAGUGGCGAUUCCCUCCGUCGGCAAGUCAAUCGCCUGGAGAUAGUAGCUAUCUAGCAUCAGGUGGCGUAUCUCCGACGCAGCUCUCUUUCCUCACUUCCAGCCUCGCUACCUAUGACGAUGUCGCUACCUAUGACGAUAAUUGUCGGGUGCUCCCUUCAACGCCGAUGGUCAUCUAG
Penicillium canescens is the source of this 1188-nucleotide messenger RNA. RefSeq lists its product as uncharacterized. NCBI's taxonomy places the organism in Eukaryota, Fungi, Ascomycota, Eurotiomycetes, Eurotiales, Aspergillaceae. The record is from RefSeq and is a predicted model, not a curated record. The transcript is spliced from 3 exons. Bases 1 to 1188 code for a protein of 395 amino acids.